CCCCUCAGGGGAGGGGAGAGUAGGUUCCCCAGAUGUCCGUGAGAGCAGGGAGACAGUGUCAUCCCCUCGUCCUUCAUGGGGCGGCACAAGGACUAAGGAUGCUUGGCUACUGACUCCGCCAUCCCCUCCCCCCAUUGACUGCCAUGUCUAUGGCACCUGAUGGCAUUGCCAGACCUGGAGUGCCCCUACACUGAGGAAGACGCCCAGCCACCGUUCUGCCCCGUCCGCUCCUGUCUCUGGCCGCCACACAGCCUCUAGCUAUCGCUCUAACCCACCUUCCCAGGGGAUGUCCAUGCCCGUGUCACUGCUCCACAGACUUGGAGACACCUGUGCCAGUUCCCAGGUGGAGUGGGACUGAUUCUAGUUGACCCAGCAGUGCCAGACAUUAGCACCUAAGAUUACUAAUUGAGUGAGAAUCCAAGAAGAAAGCUUCUCCUCUGAAAGAGAAUGGGAUGGGGCAAGAAAAGGGUGGCAGAGUCCCCCCUGCCCCUUGAAGAAGCUUCCCGCCAUGCAGAGACCACCUACGGCCACUUGGCGCCAGCCGAAAAGGAAAUCAUCAUAAUCACGCUCCACGGAGCUGUCAACUUGCCCCCCAACAAGAAUGGCUCCAAACCCUUGGCCUUUGUGAUAGCAAAAACCACCUCACAGGAAGAAAAACGUGAGGAGUCUACAGCUGUCACCUCAACUACCUGGGAGCCCACCAAAAGUCCCACUUGGGAGACAACAGUCAAGUUGGAGAUUCAAACUGAAGAUGUGGGUCGUGAAGAAGUGAUCCUGAAGGUGCUUGACAACAGAACCAGAGAUUUGCUAGCUUCCUACCGGAUACCCAUUAAGUACCUCCGCCCUUUCCAUCCCUACCAUUUUGAGCUGGUGAUGGCUCACAAGUCUGGUUUAGCCAAAUUGUAUGCUUCAAUCACUCGGGAGAGCAGUUUCAUGCCCCGAUACAUUGGAUGCACUCACACAGCCUUAGAGGUCUUUCUCCAUGGGGUCAACGAGCCCCUCACCAACCCCUUUGGCCCUAUCAUAGUGGUUGCUCGUGUCAUUCCCAACUACAAGGAGUUCAAGGAGACUAUGUUGAGCAAAGAGCCUUUGUCUAUGGGACUGCCUAUGAGAACUGUCAACUUCCCAAGCCCCUCAGUGUUGGCUUUUGAUGUUCCUCGGACUAACGACCAGGGAUACCCUCAGGUAUCUAAGCCUGGUGGGCCCGCCAGACAGCCUGAAUGGAAUACCUCCUUCCUCUACCAAGCCCGGAAUGGAUGUACACAGUUCAAUGACGAUCUGGCCCUAUUACUGGAGUUUUAUCCCAUGACUCCAAUGCCCAAGAAAGAAUCCUGGAACCUUAUAAAGCCCUUGGGUAUCUCUGUGUUGCCACUCAACAACCGAGUUUACCGAAAAAUGAUGUCAGGAACACCGACUGCACUACAUGUGAAAAAGCUCCCCAUCUUGAGAACUAAGCUGAAAACGAUUUCAGGUGGAACGCCCACUGUUAACCUUUCUUUCCAAGUAAUUUCCUCAGAGAGGCCAGACAACUUUAUGACUCCCAGCAAUUGCACGGACGUUCCAGUCCUGAACCCUGCACUCCUAGAUGCAGAACUUGGCACCAUCCGUGAAUCGUGGUCCAAGGAUCUUGCAAGCUCAGAGCCAGAGGCUGAGCCAGAGCAGGGGCCAGAGCCAAGGUCAGAGCCUGAGCUAGAGCUAGUGACAGAGCUGGAGUCAGGGCCCGAGCCCAAACCAGGCUUGGUGGACGAGGGCCUUUCCGUGCCCUCACUGGAAGAAGUAAGACCUCUGGAGCUUCCUCAAGAAACACUAGAAGAUUUCAGCCCACGUUGGCCACAUCAGAAGGUUAUACACAAGAUCCAGUCAAGGUCCCAGCCCUUCAAGGUGUGGCCUAGUGAAGAGACAAAUGAGUACUCCCACCUGCCCUAUGAGAAGGUGCAUCUGUAUAGCAGUCUUUAUUAUUUGGAAUCCUCAGACACCCAAGACCAUCUGUAUGAGAUGGAGGAGAAGCCCAAACAAUCAGACUCAUCAUCGACUACCUGGAGGGAGGUAGACAACUACCAGAAAGCCAUGACGAGGAUGGCCAAUGACAUCCUGUCCUUGCGUAGGCAAGUGACCUCGCUGGAGACAGAAAACAACUCCCUUCGGCAACAGGUGUCCACACAGGAGCGGAUGGGUCAUGCCUCUCCGGAAGAUGAAGAGAUGAUAGCAAACAUGAAGCAAAGACUUUCCCACAGCACCAUGGAAAUGAAAAGGUUGAAGGACAGGGUGCAGCAGCUGCAGAAUGAGUUAAUUCGGAAGAAUGAUCGGGAGAAGGACUUGUUGCUAAUUCAGCAGUCUCACCAGCAGCAGCAGCAAAAUCUGAAGAGGUGUCAGGACAAACUGCAGAAAAUGAAGGGCCUGGAGCAGACUGUGAAGAGCCAGGAGAAGGUCAUUCAAACAAUGGAAAAGAUCUUGGAGGACAAAGUAAAGCAACCAUCCAGAGAAAGGUCUGACUCAAUGUCAUCACCACUGGUGCGGCCUCUGGGAAAACACACGGGCCCCAUGGGGGAGAGUGUGCCCUCUGACUUUUACUCCAUAUUGCUGGCCGAGAACGCAAGGCUGCGGAGUGAGUUGGAUAAAAACCGCCACCAGUCUUCCCCCAUCAUCCUGCAGCAGCAAGCCCUACCGGUGUGUAAUGGGAUCAUAAUAGUGUGGUUCCCCUAUCGGCCAGAUUUGUGCUUUUGCCAACAGGACUUCCUCUCCAGCACCUCAGACAAAUUCAAUCUCAUGGCCAAAUUGGAGAGUGCUCAAAAUCGCAUUCGGACUUUGGAGAGCGAGCUGGAAGAUUCAGCUCGGCGCUGGGGACAAGAAAAACAAGAUCUGACCUCGAAGCUGAUGGAACAAGACCAUGGCUUUAUACAUGGUUCCAGUCCUAUGUUGACAGAACACCAAAGGAGUCCUUCGGACCAUACGACUUUCAAAAAGCCGCAAAAAUAGGAUCCGUUAUCGCUCCAUCCAGAAUCUGACCCGUAAAGUCCAACGAAGAUCAAAGUGAAACCUCCCCAACAGGACCACAGAAACAGGACUCCCUUUGCAUUCUUCUCCUGGAAUCAGAUCCCUAACAACCUUAUUAAAUGCAUAAAGCUUGGUGAGUGUCCAUGGUCUAUUGAUGAAGCCCAACGAGCCCUGGAAUAUCCUCAGUCUUAGAUUUUUCCCCCUCUCCCACCCACAGUCACUUUCUCCCCAGGCCUCCCUCCUAGAACCCCAGCCCAGAAUCUCUAUGGGUCAAAGAGCUGGCCAACUGGUUAAAGAGGUAGGAGAGAGAAGGGAGACUGUAUUCUAAAGUUACGGGGUAUGGAUCUUGGAACUUCAACGUCAGGAGAACUGCUCAUCUCCCAAAGAAGCAAGAUGGCAUUUUGGGGACAGGGAGAAGGGAUGGUGACUGUGGGAAGGAGCAAACAAUCUUAGGGCAUUGGAGCUGGAAGGGGUCGUGGAGGUCAUCUCAUCCAAAAGCCCUUAACUGACAGAGGAAGAAAUGGGAAGCUCAGAAUGAUUUGGUGAUUUGCCCACAGUCACACCCUGAAUUAGUGGCAGUCAGAAGUAGGACACAACUGUCCUGAUUCCCAUUCUCUUCCUAAGAAUUUCUUUGUGUAAUGUGAUAGAAUCAACUUUAUACAAAGCCGAGAUAGGUGACCACCCAACUGGUUUGACCUGAGAACUACUAAGGAGACCCAAUGCCCAAACAUACCUUCUUCAGCCCUGGCAAUUUCGCAAGAUAGAAGAAACCAAACCAAAUGGACCAUCAUCCUAAUCUGGCUAUAGGCACCAUAGGUUCAUCUAUAUCCAUCUACAUCCCAGCCUCCAAGGAGACUCUAGGGCAGAGUCAGAUAAGACUGGGUACCCCAUUCCUAGGGCUAUAAAGCUUUGGGUCUUUUUUAUUUAAUUUUUUUCAAUGAACAAGCAUUUAUCUUCUUCCCUACCCACUCAUCCACUAUUAAGAAAAAGAAAAACAAAAACAAAA
This is a messenger RNA of Phascolarctos cinereus (koala), 4000 nucleotides long. RefSeq names its product coiled-coil domain containing 33 (gene CCDC33). Gene Ontology annotation, cellular component: peroxisome. NCBI's taxonomy places the organism in Eukaryota, Metazoa, Chordata, Mammalia, Diprotodontia, Phascolarctidae. The record is from RefSeq and is a predicted model, not a curated record.